CAUAGAGAUUACAAUGUACAGUGACCUUGUACAACACUCAGACAUGCCUCUCGACAAUAUACAGACUAAGUAAUGGUAGAAAAUAUUAUCUGAUGGACAAAGUCCGUCAACAUAUAGUUAGUUAAAUAGAGACACAGAGAGACAGGAAGUGACAGUGAGAGAGGAACUAGGAAACUAAAAGAUAGCAGCUGAAGUCCUCUCACUAACUAAAUGGCUCUCGGAAUAUCAGGAACAAUCCUUCUAGCUACUUGCGUCACCAUCCUUCUGUACCUGAUCUCAUGGUGGCGUAAAGUAAGGGGAAAAAAUCUUCCCCCUGGACCUCCCCCGCUGCCUUUGCUGGGAAACCUUUUACAACUUGGCACCAAAGAAUUGCCCCAAUCCGUAGUGAAGUUGAGCAAGACUUAUGGGUCUGUAUAUUCCUUAUACCUGGGAGGUGAUUAUGCAGUGAUGCUGAUUGGUUAUGAUACCGUAAAGGAGGCUCUGGUGGACAACAGUGACUCAUUCAGUGACAGGGCAAAAAUGGAUAUAACCAACCUGUUCACAAAAGAUUAUGGGAUCAUAAUGAGCAAUGGAGAGCGAUGGAAAACCAUGCGUCGAUUUUCUCUCAUGACAAUGAGAAAUUUUGGAAUGGGGAAGAAAAGUGUUGAAGAGAGAAUCCAAGAGGAGGCAAAGUGUCUUACUGAGAUGUUUAGGAAUCAAAAUGGUGCUCCAUUUGAUCCAACCCACCUGUUAGGAUUGGCCGUCUCUAACAUAAUUUGUUCCAUUGUAUUUGGUGAGAGGUACGACUAUGAAGACAAGGAAUUUAUGUCGUUCUUGUCCUAUGUGAGGGAGAUGAUGAAACUAUUCAGCACAUCACUCGGUCAGCUUCUCAACAUCUUUCCAAAGUUAACAAAAGCUUUGCCAGGGCCUCAUCAAAAGAUUUUCAAAAUCUUUGACCAACUUAAACAGUUUGUGCUGGACCAAGUUAAAGUCCACAAAGAAAGCCUUGAUGAAAACCUCCCACGGGAUCUCAUCGACUGCUUCCUCAUAAGAAUGAACGAGGACAAGAAUCCCAACAAUGAGUUUCACUUUGAUAAUUUAUUUACAACUAUAGUUGACUUGUUCUUGGCUGGGACAGAGACUUCAGGCAUAACGCUGAGAUACAGCUUUUUGAUUCUUCUCAAAUACCCUGAUAUACAAGAGAAGAUCCACCAAGAGAUUGGCCGUGUAAUUGGUCAAGAUCGCUUGCCAUCAAUGGAAGACAGGGGCAAGAUGCCAUAUACAGAUGCUGUGAUCCAUGAAGUUCAGAGAUUUGCAGAUAUUGCUCCAUUAGGACUUGCUCAUGCCACCAGUAAAGAUGUGACCUUCAGAGGAUAUCACAUACCCAAGGGAACUAUGGUGUUUGCAGUUCUAACUUCUGUCCUGAAAGAUCCAAAAUAUUUCAAAAACCCACACCAGUUUGACCCAAAUCAUUUUCUGGAUGAAAAUGGCUGCUUUAAGAAAAAUGACGCUUUUAUGGCAUUUUCUGCAGGGAAACGCAUUUGUGUUGGGGAGGGUCUAGCACGUAUGGAACUCUUUCUGUUUCUCACCUCCAUCCUUCAGAAAUUCACUUUGAAACCCACAGUAGAUAGAAAGGACAUUGAGAUCACCUCAGAACCAAACACCAAUGGCACAAGACCUCGUACCUUCAAAAUGCACACCAUUCCUCGCUGAAGAGUCUGUAAAAAGCAAAAUCAUUUAUAUUAUCUUCAAGAACUUAUUUUUAAAAGAAAACAUAACCUGCACUAUAGUUGGAUAAACCUUAAACAACUCCAUAAAUUAUCUUAGCAAUAUGUAUUUCUUCAUUCUAGUUUAUUGGAUGUAUUGGAAACCAUUUUGUUCUUAGGUAAAAUCGUUUGGUUGACUUUAGGAACAUGAGUGUUAUGUAGGAAAGUUGUAUGUAUAAAAAAGUUUCAACAAUGGUAAGUCAAAGAAGGAUGAAAUACAUAUUUUGAGAUCACGCCAGAAUUUAACGGACAAUUAAAUACAGAGAAUUUGCAUAAUCAACAAGUGAAUAACAAAAAGAAAAUGCAAAAGCAAAAUUUACUUCAAUUUGCUGGCCCCCUGUGUCAUGUGACAGCCAUCAGCCAAUGUAGAUUUUCACUGUGAACUCUUGCACAUGCUCAGUAGUAACUGGUUCCUCAGAAAGUGUGCAUAUAUAAAUACUGUGGAAGCAAAUUGUAAAAUCUAUUAAAACUACAAACUCUAGCUAAACAAUGAAAGUUUAAUGUUGACUUUAGUAACUAAUAACAAUGGUUAAAAAUCAAUAAAAUUAUUUUCGGAGGA
Molecule: messenger RNA, 2304 nt
Organism: Bombina bombina (fire-bellied toad)
Lineage: Eukaryota; Metazoa; Chordata; Amphibia; Anura; Bombinatoridae
Product: cytochrome P450 2C15
Exons: 9
Coding region: 211-1692 (493 amino acids)
Biological process (GO): xenobiotic metabolic process
Cellular component (GO): intracellular membrane-bounded organelle; cytoplasm
Molecular function (GO): iron ion binding; heme binding; oxidoreductase activity, acting on paired donors, with incorporation or reduction of molecular oxygen, reduced flavin or flavoprotein as one donor, and incorporation of one atom of oxygen
Source: RefSeq, a predicted model, not a curated record